AUGAAAUUCUUCGAGAAUGUCUUCACCUACGACUACUCCUUCCCCGCCGUCUCUCUAGCCUACUUCCUCCGCUAUCCCAACCCCUACUCCCGCCAUGUCCUCACCACCGACGUAAUCGAACGCUACGUCGACCCCAGCACCCACCGUCUCCACACAAUCCGACUGCAUCUGAAGAAAUCAAAGGUCCCGUCGGGCAUUCUCAAGUUGCUGCCCAAGGGCAUCGGGGGCUCAGACAAUUCGGGUCAGAGCUACAUCCUCGAGACCACGGUUGUCGACCCCAGGGAGGGAUGGAUGGAAACAGAGUCUCGCAAUAUGGAGUGGACCGGUGUCCUCAGCGUAGUGGAGAAGCAAUUAUACCAGCGCCACGCGAGUGAAGACGCCGGCCAUGCGCUAGAUGGCUUGUCUAUCGAUGACCGGAAGAGCGAGCAGACCACUGUCCGAACGACUGUCACAUUCCGCUCUCGGCUUGGACAGGGAAAACUGCUCGGUGGACGGAAGAAGGCGGGCAUCGAAGACAACGCCCCUGAGGCGGAGGAUGAAGCGCCUCGAAAAGGAUUCUUCUCCUCGCUCUCUACCGCCGGCAUCCAGCGGACCAUCGAGCUGAUCGGUGUAAGCCGGACCCGAGAUGCUGUGCUGAAAAGCAAGCAGGGCAUGAAUGUUGUGCUUGAACGCCUGCGCCACGGUGGAAUUGUGGGCGUCCUGGAAGGGAUGCGGCGAGACCGCGAGACUGCGUUUGGGAAAGACGGUCCGUGGAAGCGCGCGUGGUUGCACGGCAAUGGGCUCAAGGACAAUACUCAUGAAGACGACGACAAAUGA
Molecule: messenger RNA, 816 nt
Organism: Penicillium lagena
Lineage: Eukaryota; Fungi; Ascomycota; Eurotiomycetes; Eurotiales; Aspergillaceae
Product: MSF1 domain protein
Exons: 1
Coding region: 1-816 (271 amino acids)
Biological process (GO): phospholipid transport
Cellular component (GO): mitochondrial intermembrane space
Molecular function (GO): phosphatidic acid transfer activity
Source: RefSeq, a predicted model, not a curated record